Miscanthus lutarioriparius is the source of this 1110-nucleotide messenger RNA. The record is from the annotation of a GenBank genome assembly. Lineage: Eukaryota; Viridiplantae; Streptophyta; Magnoliopsida; Poales; Poaceae.
AUGAAGCUGACGGUGAAGACCCUCAAGGGCACGCACUUCGAGAUCCGGGUGCAGCCCAACGACUCGAUUAUGGCUGUGAAGAAGAACAUCGAAGAGAUACAAGGAAAGGACAGCUAUCCAUGGGGGCAACAACUGCUGAUUUUCAAUGGAAAGGUCUUGAAAGAUGAAAGUACAUUGGAUGAGAAUAAAGUUAACGAAGAUGGGUUUCUAGUUGUCAUGCUUAGUAAGGGUAAAACAUCUGGUUCAAGUGGAACUUCAUCUUCCCAGCCCUCAAACACUCCUGCAACAAGGCAGGCACCUCCUCUAGAUGCCCCACAACAAGCUCCUCAACCCCCGGUGGCACCAACUACAACUUCUCAGCCUGAAGGACUUCCUGCAGAGGCUCCUCCUAACACAUAUGACAAUGCAGCAUCAAAUCUUCUAUCAGGAAGCAAUGUUGACACAAUGAUUAACCAGCUAAUGGAGAUGGGUGGGGGAAGUUGGGACAAAGAUAAAGUCCAAAGGGCUCUCCGUGCCGCUUACAACCACCCGGAACGUGCUGUUGAAUACCUCUACUCUGGUAUUCCAGUGACAGCUGAAGUUGCUGUUCCAAUUGGUGGUCAAGGAGCAAACACAACUGAUCGAGCUCCUACCGGGGAAGCCGGUCUCUCUGGGAUUCCAAACACUGCUCCACUAAAUCUUUUCCCACAGGGGGGUUCCAAUGCUGGAGGUGGUGCUGGUGGUGGACCACUUGAUUUUCUUAGAAACAAUCAACAGUUUCAAGCAGUUCGGGAAAUGGUGCAUACAAAUCCAGAAAUUUUGCAGCCUAUGCUAGUUGAGUUGAGCAAGCAGAAUCCUCAAAUUCUAAGGCUGAUUGAGGAGAAUCAUGAUGAGUUUCUUCAGUUACUAAAUGAGCCCUUUGAAGGUGGAGAGGGGGAUUUCUUAGACCAACCUGAGGAGGAUGAAAUGCCUCAUGCUAUUAGUGUUACACCAGUGGAGCAGGAGGCCAUUGGACGGCUUGAAUCCAUGGGGUUUGACAGAGCACGCGUUAUUGAAGCAUUCUUUGCCUGCGAUAGGAAUGAGGAGCUAGCAGCAAACUAUCUUCUGGAGCAUGCUGGUGAGGAAGAUUAA